GUCAACAAAACACCAACACCCAUUUCCAAAUCACCCCCUUUUCAUCCUCUUCAAUAAUAAACAAUAAAAUAAAAAUAAUAAUAAGAUUUCAUCCCCCGCCCCCCCUAAUUUGUUGACAAUUAAAAAAAAAGAAAAAGAAGCAGCUAAUACAGAUAGAUACAUAUUUCGUAUCUAUAUAUAAUAAAAAUUGGAUAUAUUGUAUAUAUAUAUAUAUAGAGAGAGAGAGAGAGAGAGAUCGGUUAGUAGGAUCUUUUUGACAGCUAAAAUGGCGUCCCCGGUUACUGUUUCUGUGUUUUUCUUGAUAUUGAUUUUCUUGCCAAUUUCAUCAUUUGCAUCCUCAUCAUUUUCUUGCCCUAAAACGGUGUCGUUUCUCAAUGAGAUCAAGCUUCAAUGCCCCACCUCUGUUAUGUAUUCUUGGCCUAUACAGGUGAAUGAAGAGUCGCUUGAGAAGGUCUUGAGCUUCCAUCAGAUGAAUGGAUAUGUAGCCAUAUUGUUCUAUGCUUCUUGGUGUCCAUUCUCUAGAAACGUAAAACCUAAGUUUGAUGCCCUGAGCUCAAUGUAUCCACAUAUUAAGCAUGUAUUGGUUGAAGAAUCUUCUGUUCCACCUAUUGUUUUCUCGAGACAUGGCAUCCGUAGUGUUCCUUCUAUUUUGAUAUCAAAUAAGACAACUGGAAUACGACACCGUGGUUCAAAGGACCUAGUCUCACUUGUUCAGUUCUAUCAGAAAACUACAGGACUUGAGCCAGUAAUCAAUUUAACUGAAGAUCAAACCAUCUUUGGAGAUAUCAAAUCUGGAGUUUCUGAAUCAAACAACAAACCCCAACUGAAGAACUUAGUCUCAAAAGAACCCUAUCUCGCCUUUUCCCUGUUCUUCGUCUUCUUAAAGGCACUCUUAUACCUAUAUCCAAACAUGGUAUCUGACAUUAUCGCUCUUUGGCUUGCAUACAUCCCUCAUAUAAACAUUUCAAUCUUCGGAGAAUCAAGACCGCUGUUAGCUCGUGUUCGUCAGCUGGUUGAUGUUGAAAGAGUGUUCAACAAACUGAAGCUUAUAAAAAGCAGGCCCUUCCAAAAUGGAGCUAGAAGUGCCCGUGCAUGGACUUCAUCUUUGGCAUCGUUCUCAUUGAGCAGGACAUCAUCAUCAUAGAGCAUCAUGAGGAGGAAAGUUCUUGACUUUUGGUUCUGUAACAAAAGUCUGUAAUAUGCAUACAUUUGAAUAUGUUCUCUCCUUUCUUUUUGUUUACUGUGUUGUGGAGAGUCGAAAUGCUGUGUCAUUUUGGGAUUGUGGCUUAGUUUAAGGUAGGGGUGUUUGUAAAGUUGAGUUCCAAAUUUGAUUUGUUUUCUGUAUAUUAUGUAUCAAUGAGUUGUAGUUUAACCCCAAUUAGGUGUUGCUGUUAUCGCAAUCUGGUCUUUAAGAUACAUAUACAUGAAUAAAAUACCAAGUAUUUUUGGUA
Erigeron canadensis is the source of this 1451-nucleotide messenger RNA. Its product is annotated as 5'-adenylylsulfate reductase-like 5. Bases 266 to 1144 code for a protein of 292 amino acids. The transcript has 4 exons. The record is from RefSeq and is a predicted model, not a curated record. NCBI's taxonomy places the organism in Eukaryota, Viridiplantae, Streptophyta, Magnoliopsida, Asterales, Asteraceae.